UUCGCCGGCGAGCAGAGAGGACGAUGGGCGCCGCGCGCGGCGUGCUCCAGGCGGCGCUUCUCCUCGCCGCCGCCGCCGCUGCCUUCUUGCUGGUGAGCCCCGCGGCGGCGGCGGCGGUGAACUCGACGUCGGCGACGCUGGACAACAUCCAGCCGCUCUCGACGCUCAACAUGGCCGCCGCGCGCGUCGCCAUGGACGCCGGCUCCGCCAUCCGCGCCUCGCCGGAGCUCCUCGGCACCAACGGCGAGGAUUCGGCCUGGGUCACCGUCAACUUCACGACGCCGGCGCCCACCGACGGCCACUGGAUCGCGCUCUUCUCCCCUGCCGAUUUCGAUUUGAUCAUGGGAGGGAAGCAGAGCAGUAGCAGAAUCAAUGCAGCAGGUGAAGAUGAAGCACCUGCUGGAUUACCCAUCGCUCCCAUCAAGUACAAGUUUGCUAACAUCUCGCCGAGUUUCAUGAGCUCCGGCAGCGGCGACACCAGCUUUCUUCUGAUCAACCAGCGCUACGAUUAUGCUUUCGGGCUGUUCUCCGGUGGCAAGGACAAUCCUAAACUCGUUGCAGUUUCAAACAAGAUCUCUUUCGCCAACCCGAAAGCUCCAGUCUUCCCUCGUCUCUCACAAGGAAAAGGAUGGAAUGAGAUGGCUGUGACAUGGACAAGUGGUUACAACGUUGAUGAAGCUUACCCCUUUGUGGAGUGGACAAUGAACGAGAAGGAGAAUGCUAGAGCUAGACGGUCGCCGGCCGACACCCUCACCUUCACAAGAAACCAUUUGUGUGGUAAACCAGCUAAUGCAGAAGGUUACAGAGACCCAGGCUUCAUCCACACAGCUUUCCUGAAGAACUUGUGGCCAAACAGGGAGUAUUCUUAUCAGAUUGGGCACGAGCUACUAGACGGAACUAUAGUAUGGGGCAAGUCGUCCACCUUCCGUGCAUCACCUUCCCCUGGACAAGCUUCACUCCAGCGAAUUGUCAUUUUCGGAGACAUGGGACUCGGGCAAAGUGAUGGGAGCAAUGAGCUCGCCGGAUUUCAGCCGGGGGCGCAGGUGACGACGGAGCGGCUGAUCAAGGACCUGCCCAACUACGACGCCGUCUUCCACAUCGGCGACCUCUCCUACGCCAAUGGCUUCCUGGCGCAGUGGGACCAGUUCACGGCGCAGAUCUCGCCGGUCGCCUCCCGGGUGCCCUACAUGGUGGCGAGCGGCAACCACGAGCGCACGUCCCGGGACACCGGCGGCUUCUACGGCGGCGACGACUCGCACGGCGAGUGCGGCGUCCCCGCGGAGACCUACUUCCGCGCGCCGGCGGCGGCGAACCGCGGCAAGCCCUGGUACGCCGCCGACCACGGCAUGUUCCGCUUCUGCGUCGGCGACACGGAGCACGACUGGCGCCCCGGCACGGCGCAGCACGCGUUCCUGGACGGUUGCUUCGCGGCGGCGGACCGUAAGCACCAGCCGUGGCUGGUGUUCGCCGCGCACCGCCCGCUCGGCUACUCGUCGAACGAGUACUACGCCAGGGAGGGCUCCUUCUCGGAGCCCAUGGGGCGGACGCUGCAGCCGCUGUGGCAGAAGCACCGCGUCGACCUCGCCGUCUACGGCCACGUCCACAACUACGAGCGGACGUGCCCGGUCUACGAGAACACCUGCACGGCGGCGCCGGCGGCGGCGGGGGGCGGCGGGAACGGGAGCUCGCCGGCGGCGGCGUACACCGGCGCGCUGGGCGGCACGAUCCACGUCGUGGCCGGCACGGGCGGCGCCAGGCUGAGGGGGUACGCCGGCGGCGAGUGGCCGCAGUGGAGCGCGGCGAGGAGCGAGAGCUACGGGUACGUGAAGCUCACGGCGCGCGACCACUCGCGGCUGGAGCUCGAGUUCAUCCGCAGCGACGACGGCGAGGUGCUCGACGCGUUCUCCAUCACCAGGGGCUACAAGGACGUGCUCGCCUGCGCCGUCGACGCCUGCGACCCCCACACCUUGGCCAACUAACUAAUCGUCGCCUCACCAAAUUCAAAUUAAAAAUUUGAAUUUCACAUGAACAUGGAGUAGAUCAGUAGGAAAACUGUUCAUAUUAUAAUGAAUUAGCUGACUGAGUUGUGAAUUCUACGAGGUAAUUAAGGAUUUAA
Molecule: messenger RNA, 2116 nt
Organism: Oryza sativa Japonica Group (Japanese rice)
Lineage: Eukaryota; Viridiplantae; Streptophyta; Magnoliopsida; Poales; Poaceae
Source: RefSeq, a predicted model, not a curated record